CUGAGCCUAAGAUCCAUACGCACUGUUACUAGCAGACAACUAUGAAAUAACAAAUUAUAGGCAGUUAUCUAUCUAAAGAUUUUGAUGGCAUUUGACUGGUAAACAAUGUAAUCAAGAGGGGAGAUUAUCCAAUCACGGAUUGUCAGAAACACAUGGCAAGCAACUUGAAAUUUGGUUUUUGAAGCGCACCAUGGCAGCUCGCUCAAGCUACAAUGAAGAAAGGAACCUCCUUCGCAUCCGAGAGUGGGAACGGCGGAACCAGGAAGCCCUCCAAGAGAAGGAGUUCUUCCAGGAGAACAUUCCACUCUUUGGGGAACCCUACAAGACGAACAAAGGAGACGAGCUGUCCAGCCGUAUUCAGAGGAUGCUGGGUAGUUAUGAAGAUGUGAACAACCCCAACCCUCAUCAGUGUUUGGACAGCCUCUCGAAGGACCCGCCAUCCCAUGUCUCCACAACAUAUGUGAAACCAUCUUACGGAAGAGACAGAGGGAAGCCUCCAUUCCAGCACUCUCCUCAGUACGGGGUGGGCCAGGGUGGCGCUGGUGGUCCCCCCACCAGCAGCCAUUUUUCACAGCCUUUGAAGAAGCUCCCUGGUCCCCCACCCUCCUAUGUCCAGUCCUCCCUGAGUCUCAACCAGGGUCAGGCCAGCCCCGACUUCCUCCAGAGGAAAGGUGAGCCCUGUCCCUGGCCAGACCUGAGAGAGUGUGCCAGUCUUCCUCCGGUCCUCUCUGCUCUCUCCCCCCCAGCUGAGCCCCUAUCUCCCCUACAUUCCAGUGACCCUAGUGACUCUGAGCCCCAGGACACCCCUGACAGACACAUAGGGUCCUCACUGCACCCUGAGAGGCACCCUGCUUCCCCCCUUCACCCUGACUCUCCCAUCCCCAUGGUGGUGUCCCCGCUGGAUGACCUCCAGAGAGACAUCCCCCUUGCAGCCAGUGAGGGGACAGCUCUACCCUCUCAGACCUUCCCUCCACCGUUGGCCUCUAUAUCUAAGGUGGUCAUGCCCCAGAAGCCCACAGCUUACGUGCGGCCUAUGGAUGGCCAGGACCAGGUGACCAGUGAGUCUCCAGACCUCAAGCCCUCUCCAGAAGACUUCCAUGGGCAGUCUUAUCAUGAACCUUUACCAGAACUAAAAAGCACCAAGCCCAGCCUUAGCAAACUGAAGAUUCCAUCACAGUCUAUAGAGACUCUCUCAAAUGAAGCUCACUCUGUGGAGGAUAUUCUGAGGGAAAUGACCCACUCAUGGCCUCCUCUCCUGACUGCCAUCCACACACCCAGCACAGCUGAGCCUUCUAAGUUCUCCUUCCCAGUCAAGGAAGCACAGCAUGACCGACCUGCAUUUCCAGGACAAAAACACUAUGAAUCACCUCCAGCAGUCCCCUCCUCCACGAACUGUGAACAGAGCUCAUCUACGGUCAUAACAGCACAUUCCAGUGGGGUUGAGUCAGCUAGCUCCAGUGACUCAGAGAGCAGCUCUGGAUCUGAGUCAGACAGCGAGAGCGGGACAGAGGAGCCCCCACAACCCCUGAGGAUCAGCAACCCACCUGUACCCAAGGCUGAGGGCCCCGUGGUAACUAACUGGCAGCUGAUCAACUGGAUCAGAGGAAGCCAGCAGAACUCCACUACAGAGAGUCAGAGUGACGCUGUGCACACCACUUUACCCAAAGUGCAGCAGGGCCAGGAUGCAGAGGACGAGGGGGAAGUCGUUCCUCCGAGUGAUUACAAAUCCAAUAAGGCCCUGCACGGCCCGGAGUUCAGCGACAACGAAGCCAAAGUUCAGUGCAGCGAGGAAACUGCCCACAACCAGCAUGUCCACCACACAUCCCCGGCGACCACACGCGUUGGAGACUGCAGCGGCCAGAGAAAGACUGUGGGUAACAAACACCCCUCGAGACCGGUCAAGGCUCCCCAUCUGGAGGCCCCUCAGGCCGGGCUACGGGUGGAGAGUGUGGAGGUCGCCCCCCGUGACAAAGACCCCUUGUUCACAGACCGGCCAAAGGUCAAAACGAAAACCGGGCAUGGCAGCUGCAAGAGCACCAAAACGGACAAAACUGACAGCAAGAAGCCCACCAAGCGCAUCUCUUCUGAGAAGAGGAAGACGAAACAACUGAAGUCUGAAGGCGGCGGUCCAAAGGCAACUCUGGUACCUAAGAGGGAGUAUUCUCCCAGUCCUGCCCAGAGGGUGGACCAGGCAGUUCCAUCCGUGAAGACUACCCCCAGUGUCAGGACAGAGACUCUCCCGGCCCUUCAGAAGGGCCAAAAGAAGCCCCGGGGACAAUCUCCAGGAGCAGCACACGAGGCCAAACAUGAGUCCCCAGCCAAAGAUUCCACAGGCUCCCAGGGGCCUCCACAGACUCUAAUGGUUAAGAUAGAGCUGAGCCUGCUCUCCCGGGUCCCUGCUCAGAACUCCAGGCUUUCUCAGGGGUGCCAGGACUCCGCCACCAGGAAGAGAUCCAGCAUAGCCCUGGAGAGGGGAGACACUGAACCGGCUGCCCCCAUCCCCACUAAAGUUAACAAAAAGAGACCGGCUGAAAAGGAUGUGAAAGCCCCUCCAAGGAAGAAGUCAAAGCCAGAGGAGCUCAAAUCCUCUUCUUCAGGUCCUAGUUCCCGCAAGUCUGAGAUGCCUAAGAACCCAGAUGAGGAGAAGCCUAAGAAGAAGUCUAAAAAGGGUUGUCCAGUCCCUGAGCAGCAGCCCAAUGCCCCUCAGGAUCAUGGAAAAAAGAUGGGGGGGCACAAGCGACCUGCAGGACUGCCUCCUGAGCCCAUUGCCGCCUCAGCAGCUAACAGCAGAAAUAGGCAGGCCUUCACCAAUGUCAAGCAGAAGAGCACUAGCAAACAUCGCACAGAGCAUUCUAAGACUGGCAAGAAGGCCCCCAUGAGCAGCUUUUCCUUCUCCGUGCCUGCCCAGCCCACUGGGGCUGCCCUGUCCUCCCGACCCCUGCUAAAGUUUGAUGACAAGCUGCAAGCAGUGGAGUAUUAUAUGAAGGAAGCCAAAAAACUCAAGCACAAAGCUGACGCCACGUCAGAUAAGGUUGGCAAAGCUUUCAAUUACCUAGAUGCUGCCAUGUCAUUUAUGGAGAGCGGCAUCGCUAUGGAAACUGAUCCCCAGACACCGAAGUCAGCGUACACAAUGUUUGCAGAAACCCUGGAUCUGAUAAGGUUUAUAUUGAAACUGAAAGGUUCUGUAGACCAUUCGUCCCCCGCUACAGACAAGGACUUUAUCGUUUUAUGUAUGAGGUGCCAGUCCCUUCUACAGAUGGCCAUGUUUCGCAACAAGAGAGAAACCGCACUUAAGUAUUCUAGGACCCUCACAGAUCAUUUCAAGAGCUCCUCUAAGUCUGCGGCUCAGGCUCCCUCCCCUUGCGUUUCAAAAAGCACGGGCACCCCAUCCCCAAUGUCUCCAAUGCCGUCCCCUGCCAGCUCUGCUAGCUCUGGGCCCGGCUCCAACCACAGCAGUGGGGUGGGGAUGGGCACUAUGAGCUCCGUGGCCAUUCCACAGGUUAUCCAGCAGGUGGCGUCGUCCUACGUCAACAUCACAGCACUCUUUCUGAGUGCUCACGACAUCUGGGAGCAGGCUGAUGAGCUAGCCCACAAAGGCAGCGGUUUGCUGUCAGAGCUGAACUCUGCUCUGGGCCCGUUGAACUUGACCUCCAACAUCAGCUCUCUGGUUCGUCAUACACGGCAGGGAUUGCAGUGGCUACGACUGGACAUCCGUGAGGCCAAGUGACCCUAACCUUAACCGCUUCUGAAACCCAUCCCACACUACACUCCUAAACCCUGCUUAGCCCUACCCACAAGUACCUAGCCAUGCUCUGCCCAGCCCUGGAUAACGCUCUCUUCUAUUUAUUAACCAGCCAUGAGAUAAAAGAAUGAAGUUGUUCAUAUGGAUGUCAGGUCACAUAGUCAAUUGUCCCCCAACUACACUAAAUCGGGAACAUCAUUGAGACUCUGCAUUUCCCAAUCUUGCGUACACACACACCCGUUGGUUCCAUGGAAGGAUCAACCAGCAAUGCAAUCUCAUCCACUUGUGGCGCUCAAAAGACAGAAGGACCCGAUGGACUGAUCACAGGUUAGAGCUGUGGUGUGCUGAACGUGACUCUCAAUUUCUGUGCAACUGGUCACACAGCCAGCCAACCCUUUUUUUUCCUGUCCUGAAGAGGGGUGAGGUCAUCUCCAUGUGGGAUGGUUGACUGGGAAGCCUGCAUUUUGUUUGGGAGUAGGGGCCUCUCAUCCUUCUGUGGUAAUGCAGUAGUGACUACAUUUAUUUAUUAGCUUUAUCAUGAUCUUUAUUAUUACUAUCAAUAUUAUUACUAUUAAUAUAUUGUUGUUGAUGUUUCUAAGUUUGUUUUUGUUUGAUCAAAAGCAAUGUCUUGGCCAUUGUUUACUACUUCACUCAACUGAAAAGACCUAAAGAACUAAAGGUAUCCAUCCAUUCCAGACACGUCUAUAAAACUAGUAGUUUUUUAUGUUGGUCAACCCUGCAGAAUAUAAGCAAGUACCUUUCUGCUCUCCCAUUAUGUAUUUCAAAGUGGUUAUAUUGUGGUUAAAAUUGCCCUGAAAUAUGGAUGUCAGUAUUCCAGAACAUCUUUCUUCCUGCAGACAAUAUGGCCCUUGACACUUGGCCCGUGACUGUGUUCAUUAGUAUCCUCCCUUUUUCUUUUCAAAAGAGAUGGAAUACAUCUGCCAGGACAGGUCAAUUAUGUAAAUUGAAGUCAUAAGAAAAGAUGUGCUUUGACUUGAGCUGGUUAUUGUUCCUUUUAUCAACAAUAACUGUUCAUUAUAAACAGUGUUGAUAAAAAACCAGAUAGUCUGAUCACAGUUCAGCUGGUAAGUAGCACUGGUCCCUUCUCUUCAGACAGAACAGAGUACUUAAUUAACUCUACCUCAUCUUCACUGCACAUGGAAACAAAACUGUCUAAGGAGGGGGGGGGGGCUUAGUCUUUUUGGAUAUGAGUGUACAUACUGUAGUAUUUACUCUAGUACUUACUCUAAUUGGGCAAUCUCGUAGAGAUUUUUGCUGUGUACAUCUUCCCAUUUUUUUUAUACAGACACAGCAUCAUUCAGUAGAAAACAAACAUGUGCCUUAGAUGAGACUCAAGUCUGUCCACUACUUAUUGAAUGUAUCGUUGACAAAGCGAGUCCCACCAACUGAUGUCAAAUGAGUGAGUGAGUGUGUGUGUGUGUGUGUGUGUGUGUGUGUGGUUUCAGUGAAAGUCAGUAUAGCCAGCCAAAGUCCUGCUCUUCCCUUUACUAACAGCCAUGAUGUUGGAAAACUGAUGCAUUGUGUGACUGGUAACCUGUGAGCAUGCAACAACAGGCUCCUGUUCAGACAUUACAUCUUGUUCUUGCAUACAAUUAUGGCACCACUCCGAUUUAAGUUUUUCAAAACCCGUCAGCACGUAUCUGAAUGAUUGCUACCUUUUUAGUACAUUAGAUGAAACUGCAGUAUUUCCCAUUUGUCAGCAGAAGUAAUUGAUUGGCAGAUUAAUUGCUUAGUCUUAGAACUGACCUCAAAAUGACCCUAUGGACCCCCAUUAUUUUGAGUGCCUGUUACCAUCACCUUAAACCUCCAUUUCACAGUGCCAGAUGGCGUCAUUGAGGAACGGAAGUGUUUCUAGGAGCCAGUGAAGGUGGGCUGUCUCACCAUCUGGCGUAAGACUGUGGGGUAAACCCCACAACUCCCUAGAUUACAGUGCGUCCUAAUUGUCGGUAGUCCACUAUUCAAAGAGUAGGGUCCCAUUUGUGACUCAGUUGAUGUCUGGAGAAGUAGACAUUAUGAUCAUGGACCUCAUCAUGUAUGUUCACAGCUGACUAGGAUGUCCUAGACCACUUUCUCUAGAUGGAAUGACAGAAUUUUCUUAAUAAAACACUGUUUAAUUUGGGCCCAUUUUCUGAUUUCGACAAGUUGGAUUGUAAUGGUAUUACAAACUUGUAUUUUAUUACAACGUUGGUUAUUUAUUGUAAUAUGUUAUCAGUAGCAAAAUACUAGUGUUCCUUAUUUAUUUUUACAUCAAUCAAUAUUUUGAUAUUUUCUUCCCAACCUGCGCUAUCAUUUCAACAUUAACACUGCAUUUUGUUAUAAUUGGCCGACAUGCUCAUUAUUAUCUUUCUUUGUAUUUUAUGUUUUCUUCAGUGUUCUGCAAUGGGUUCGACCGAAGGCACCAAUUUGAGUUCCUAAGAAUGACUGACUUGUCAGUCUUUCCUCUAGCUUGUAGUAAGGCUUUGGUUAUGAGCAAUAAUAAGUGAUAAAAGCUAAACAAUGUAUUUUGAAAAAACAAUAAUGAAACACUGUUAUUGGGAAAAGAUUUGUAAGUGGUUUAUAUCACAGUGCUUUGUUUAUCAUUUACUAGAUCUGUGCCAUUAGUUAGUUGAAUUGUUUUAUUAUUACUAAACUGUAAAAUAAAUUGGGGCUCACUGGAAAAACUAUAUUUCUAUUGGAGUACAAAUAUAUAAGGGCUGCACAUGGAAUCACAAAAGAACAAUGCAUUUAUGUAUUUAUUUUAUCACAAAUAUGACGUAUGAAUACAGUACACUGGUACUUUUUUUAUUUUGUUUCUUCAAAGUAGGCUGCUUUAUAAGUAAUCAUAGUUUGAGUUUCCCAACUUGGAUGUCAAUACUGCACAUUAAUUGUUGUCCUGUGUGAAGAAGUACAAUUAUACACUGUACUUACUUAAAUGCAUUUCUCUGGUUUCUAUAUCAUGUGACAUAUAUCAUAUUUUUGAAGCUUUAUUGUCGUUUCAUUAAAACAUAUAUUCUUUCUGCAUCAUUUGUAGCUAUUGUGUGUACAAAAUGAAAAUGUUUGCCCGUACAUAUGAUCUUACACUAAAAGGACCAUCUUCACCAUGGUCAUUUACUGGGAAAAUGUGCAGAAAUGUUUUGUAAUUCAACUUUUUUGCCUUGUGAAAAUAUGUAAAUAGUUUGAGAUGCAAUGUACAGAGAUGUAUAAAGACUGGUUGGCAAUGAAUUUAGGCUUACUUUUACUAUUAAGUUCCUUUUUUCCAAAGAUGCUGUUUGCAGACCUUUUGUAGCUUGGCCGCUGUAGCUGAAGAGGAAUAGUUGAAAAUAUGAAACUGAUUCCACGGUACAUUUCUGUCAUCUAGACCUGAGCUCUGCAGUGUAAAAUGUUUCAGAAGCAAUAAACUUUGGGGAAAAUC
Molecule: messenger RNA, 7154 nt
Organism: Esox lucius (northern pike)
Lineage: Eukaryota; Metazoa; Chordata; Actinopteri; Esociformes; Esocidae
Gene: aff1
Product: AF4/FMR2 family, member 1
Exons: 19
Coding region: 191-3727 (1178 amino acids)
Biological process (GO): regulation of gene expression
Cellular component (GO): super elongation complex; nucleus
Source: RefSeq, a predicted model, not a curated record